Molecule: messenger RNA, 756 nt
Organism: Kwoniella shivajii
Lineage: Eukaryota; Fungi; Basidiomycota; Tremellomycetes; Tremellales; Cryptococcaceae
Exons: 3
Coding region: 1-756 (251 amino acids)
Source: RefSeq, a predicted model, not a curated record
AUGUCAUCGACGAUAUCUUCGACGAGUGUCACUUCGUCAACUUCCUACCCUACCCAAACUUAUAGCAAUAACAACAAUACCAAUCCUGGAUCAUUCUACAAGAAUCUGUUUUAUAUCUUGAUUGGUCUGUUGGUAGCUUUCGGUCUAGUCAGUUUCUUUAGUUUGAUGAGAGCCAGAAAGAGGAGAUAUGCUAUCGUCCGAGAGGCAGAAAGACUAGGUGUGAUAGUACCUGGAGUACCAGGUUAUAUACCAUUACGAGAUCGAAGGCAUCUCAACUGGCUAAGACCUGACGGCAGUAACCUUCCAGACUGGUGGGAAGUCGAGAAGUUUGGUGACGGAUCAGAAAAGAUGGUGUCGAAUGAGAUGGGUGUUGGUGGACAACAAUCAUUAGAAAGCGAAGAAGAAUUCCAUCCACUCGCAAUAAUACCACCCACCACCAAAGAAGAUACAACACCUCCCGUUCCAUUCUCAUCAUUACCAUAUUUCCCAAAUCAUUUAGCUUAUCGCCCAGAAUCAUUAAUACCCGUCGCAUCUAAAUUCACCAAUAUCUCAGAUCCUUCAAUAUUGAACGAAUUAGUCGGCGAACAAGUCGAAGUCGUAACGGUCAUUAGAAUGCCUAUGCCUCCCGAGUUCAACACUCAAAGAAGAAACGUCCAUGAAGGAGAUGACGAUGAUUCUGAAGAUGUGAUUAGGGAAUGGGCAGGUGUGGAAUUAGGUAUAACCAGUAUAGGCGUUAAAACAGGAAACGAGUUCUGA